Molecule: messenger RNA, 336 nt
Organism: Mixia osmundae IAM 14324
Lineage: Eukaryota; Fungi; Basidiomycota; Mixiomycetes; Mixiales; Mixiaceae
Exons: 4
Coding region: 1-336 (111 amino acids)
Source: RefSeq, a predicted model, not a curated record
AUGGACAUGUCGUCUGACCAGCAGUCGAUUCAAACACUCUCGCAGCCUGUGCUUGUUCUGACCGCGCCUGUCCGGCAUGCCCUGCCACGCCAGGUACCGUACGACUUGGAAGAGGGCCUAAGCUCCCGAGAUGAAUGGCAAGAGGCGGAGGAGCUCAGAGGAGGUUGCGGCUGCCUCGUCGGCAAGCUACACUGUCGCUCGGGCCCAUGCAUAUGCGAAACCAGUGGAUCAGGCAUCCUAUCUAUCCUCGCUUGCAUCGUGAUAUGGCCUUUCAAUGCCAUCUUUGGGCUCCUUUUGGGUGUCCUUGAUUGUCUUACAUGUGGCUGUUGCUCGUAG